Molecule: messenger RNA, 2449 nt
Organism: Lycium ferocissimum
Lineage: Eukaryota; Viridiplantae; Streptophyta; Magnoliopsida; Solanales; Solanaceae
Product: RNA polymerase I-specific transcription initiation factor rrn3-like
Exons: 16
Coding region: 1-2172 (723 amino acids)
Biological process (GO): transcription initiation at RNA polymerase I promoter
Cellular component (GO): nucleus
Molecular function (GO): RNA polymerase I core binding; RNA polymerase I general transcription initiation factor activity
Source: RefSeq, a predicted model, not a curated record
AUGAGUUUGUGCUUUCUUGAUGGGGGAGAACUUGAAAGUUUUGAUGAGGCCAUGGAUAGUGAAGAAAAAGAAAUGUGGUUUGAUGAUAUGCAAGAUGAGACUAAAUCCUUGCAUGAUAAUCAUACAUUUGAUGCAGUUGAAACUUCUAGAGACGAAGAAGCUUUGAAAAGCAACGGUGGGCUUUUAGGACAAUUUAUUUAUGAAUCAGCAAAUGUUGAGGAAAGAAAUAGUCAAAUUGGUAGCCAAACUGACAAUCAAUCCUCAGAAAGAGAUGAAGAACAUAGCCAAGAAGCAGUAUAUACAAAUGAAGAAAGUGAAGAAGAACUAGACGAUGGAGAAACUGAUGAGGGAAAUGAAGGAGAUGAAGUAGAUCAAGGAAUUGUAUCAAACAUAAUGGGAAUAGAAUUAGCAGCUGAGUAUGUCGAGCUUACGGAUGCAAAGUUGUUCUCUCCAGUUAGAGCUGCCCUUAAGUCUGUUUCCCAGGGUAACACGGACCACUAUAAAGAGAUUCUUGAUUUUGUUUGCUGUGAUGAACGCGAUCCUGAUAAGGUGGCCCUAAAAGUGACAGCUUUAAAAGCUUUGUCAGGAUCAGUUUUUUCUCUAGACAUUAUUCACCAUCGAUCUCUUGUUUCAUAUAUUUUAGGAAGGAGCAUGUGGAACUAUGGGACUGAUGUAAUGGAUGCUUUGAUGGAAUUCGUUAUAUCCUUGGCAACAUCCCGUGGGAAGUAUCUCGAUUUGUGCUUGGAAAUGCUUGUGAUGAAUUUUAUGCCUCCUCCUUCCUUCGUACCAUUGCUGAAUAAGCCAGAGCGAAAGGACCAAGUCGCUCAUCGUGUCCAUUCAACAUUAAUAGGCAUUGCGAAGUUAAUUCCUCUCUCCCCCUUGAGACUUGUGGAAAUAGUAAAGCAGAGGAUGCCAUUCAUUCUGACAGAAGAGUCAGUACAUGCAGAGCAUCGCCAGAAGCAGUACCUGCAGCUGAUGGUGAUAUAUGUGGAUAACAUGUUAAAACUGGCGAGUGGAGAAAUUGGUGAUAUUGUCGGAAGAAGUAUGCUUCUGGCAAUUAUGGAUAGGCUGAUAGAAUUGGAUGUAAACAUACCAUGGGAUGCUAUCUUACACGAAGAAUUCACCAAAGAUGAUGAUGAGCUCCAGAUUUCUUCGAUGGAACGAUUUCCUGGUGAAAAUUUCAUUGCUCAACAAUUGGACAGCUUGAUGGUGCUUACCUUUGAUCACCUUAACUUUUGCAAGGAGAGUGGACGGCUGUGUCAGGUUUUUGAUACUCUUCUCCAGUCAUUUCAGCAAACUGUUUUACCGACAUACAGGUCCAAAUUUGCUCAGUUCGUGAUGUUUUAUGCAUGUUCACUGGAUCCAGAGAAUUGUGGGGGGAGAUUUGCUGAUACACUUUUUGAUAUAUUUAAGAUCAGCAUCUGUCCAGAACAGAGAAUGAGUGCUGUUUCCUAUCUUGCUAGUUUUUUGGCUCGUGCAAAGUUUUUGCCUAUCUCAUUUGUUGCUGAAUACGUCAAAAGUUUGGUAAAAUGGUGUGCCACUUAUUGCUCCAACCAGAGUGGCGGCAUCGAUCCAAUAGCUCAUAAGGAAUUCUAUGCUGGGUGCCAGGCGAUUAUGUAUGUACUUUGCUUUCGCAUGAGAUCAAUGCUUGCCAUUCCUGACUUCAUAUCACGGAUAUCAAAGCAUAUAGAGGAUAUCCUGAGGCAUCCAUUGAGCCCAUUAAUGGUAUGCUUGCCCUUAAUAGUGGAAGAAUUUCUUCGGUUGGCAAAUGUGUCUGAUAACUUUGUAUCAAGUGAUCUGCUAGAGUCAGAGCUUUCAAUGGCUUUUGGUGGUGAAGAGAGGCUUGACAUGUUUUUCCCAUUUGAUCCUUGUCUGCUAAUGAGAUCUGGCAGAUACAUCCGGCCACAUUUUGUGUACUGGUCAAUGGUUCGGAGCUCUCAUGAUGCUGCUGCUGAUGUUGAUGAGGGUAAAGACGAUAUUGAAAUCCCUACUGCAGGGAAGGGAAUGGAUAUAGCUAAUAAUGGAGCUGCUCGAAGUGAUUAUCAGGAUCGUGAUGAAGAAAUGAGCGAGAUGUUGAUAACACCUGAAGUUACUCCGUGCUUUGGAGGGGAAUUACGAUGCGACAUGCAGAUGAUGCCUUCAAGAAUCCCACCUACUCCAGAGUCCUUGUAGAGAUUAAUUUAUUAUGCCGUUUGCUUGUUGUGAAAGAGGAAAUGUUAACCAUUGCAUGAGGAGAUAGUUUAGAGCUUCUAAUGAAAAGUUUGUGAUAUUCGUUGUGCAUGAUGUUAGAGGUCCAAUAUUUGUAUUUAUAGCAAAAGCUAUUUUUUUAGAAAAUAAUUAACAAUAGCUGGUUUGAUGAUCUAAAUUAAUGGUGGAAAUAGGUAAGUUUCUACUGUAUUUUCUUGUUGGUGUGGCGCUUCAGGAGAUGAGUGCAACAUAAGUGUAUAAG